Molecule: messenger RNA, 288 nt
Organism: Lactuca virosa
Lineage: Eukaryota; Viridiplantae; Streptophyta; Magnoliopsida; Asterales; Asteraceae
Source: the annotation of a GenBank genome assembly
AUGCAAACACAAGAGUCAGUGAAUAUCCAAGGGGGUGGAGAAGAUGCUGUUAUGGGUGAUAUAGUUGAGCCACAGGCUGAGGAAGUUGUGAGGGUAAACGAAUCUGAGGAAGUGGUGAGGGUUAAUGAAGUUGAGGAACUGGGUAGGGUUAAUCAAGUUGUUGAGUAUAUGUAUACUACAGGUCAACCAAGCAAGAGGAAAAAGUCUGAGAGAAUUCUUAAACUAAAGCUUGCUAAAAGGGUUAACAGUGAAGGUAGUACUGUUGGAUCGCCAAUGGAGUUGAAUUAA